AUUCUUCCUGUCUUUCUGUCUACUAGCUAGUAGGGUCAGCAGUUGGUUGGUUGCUAUCAGAGAGCUGUUGUGGUGGUCUAUUAUCUGGUUGAUAUCUUCCAGUUGUCAGUUGUCAGAAUAGAUACGGUACAGUUGAUACUAUAUCAGAAUGAAAGGCCCCACAUUGUACCGAUUGGCCACCGAACGACAGUACGAUCGCAUGGUGACACAUCUACAAGACCGGCCACAAGAUAUCUAUUGGUGUGAUCACUACGGUUCCACAGCACUGCAUUUACUGUGCCAAGUUCACGUACGAGAUAUUGAGCGUCCCCUGCUGUUGGCUAUUCAAGCCAUUGUCCAACAAGAUCCGACUCUGAUUGGUCAACCCAAUCAGGCCACUUGCACUCCUCUGCAUUAUGCCGCCGAAAAACGACUGGUAUGGGGCAAUCACUACUAUCGCAGUGGCGAACUCGUCUUGAUGCUCCUACGAGAGUACCCUCAAGCCGUCUCGAUACGGACCAAAACGGGAACUGGCAAAACUCCCUUUCAUGUGGCCUGCGAAGCCAACGCCGAUGCACGAGUCCUCAAGGCCAUGCUACUCAUACAUCCUGGACUCGCCACGGAACCAUUCGUCAAACGAGAUGUCUACAGUCUCGCCGAAAAUCCAUUGCAAAUCCUAUGGGGACACAGUAGUAUGAAUCAUCCCAACAAUACGCAGACACACGAAAAAAUGGCACUCUUGGUACGGGCGGCGCAUUAUGGAACCGUCGAUGAUGCCUGUCAUGACGAUCAUCAUUCCAAAAUUAGACUUGUCAGCGCCGCCUGUUCCGUACGGUGUCCACAGGCGUACUUUUUGCAUUUACUGCAAGAAUAUCGACAAGAAAUAUUUGAACUCGAUGAACCAAGACAAUUGUUGCCACUCCAUUACGCCGUAUCCAAUGCAUCGGUAGAUUCACAACCUUACACACAGUUUGUGCUGGAAUCCCUCUUGGAAGUGUAUCCCGAUGCGGCAGCGGUACCCAAUGAAGAAGGACGGUUGCCACUCCAUGUCGCACUUAUGGAUUCCAAACUCACGUGGCACAAAGGAGGGAUUCAAGAACUUGUCUAUGCUUACCCCAGUGCCUUGACAGUACCAGAUCCCAUACAUCACUUGUUGCCAUUCCUGGCAUCGGCGUAUAAUGCAUUGGAGAGCAUGUUGCAUCUAUCCACAACCUACGAGUUGUUGAGGGCGGCACCAGAUGUCAUGGAAAGAUUGUGGUGAUCAACCAGACAACCUGCAAAUCCAUCCAUCCAUCCAUCCGUCAGCAUGGCUAAAUUGCGGGAUCACUUACUUACUUGAUGGAGGGCUUGCAUGUUUACCUGCAUUUGUGAAUUGUGGCUCCUGUUUUUCCGUCGUUUUGAUUUCUGUAGUAUAAAAAGGCACAAUAGAGUUUACAGAAUCCCAAGUCUGGAUUAGUCCUGGUAAAGAUGUGGCUACAUGACUAAGUCAGUCUCGUUUGCUGUGCUGUUUGCCCUUUUAUUCCAAUC
This is a messenger RNA of Seminavis robusta, 1506 nucleotides long. Lineage: Eukaryota; Bacillariophyta; Bacillariophyceae; Naviculales; Naviculaceae. The record is from the annotation of a GenBank genome assembly.